AUGGCCGCCGAGCUCGGGGAGAAAUUGCUCGGCGAGGUUCACGAAGAACGAUUAGACGAGCUCCUGCAUGACCUGCGAACCAUCUACGAGAAUCCCGAUGAUGCUCCUCUGAGACAUCCACUGGGUGUCACGGAGAUCGACGACCUGCUAGAUGUGUUCAUGCAGAGGACUCCUGUGCAACCGGCCCAGGAGCAUCCGGAUCCACCGCUAUUAGAAGAGACCGGUCCUGCUUCGGAUAACGGCGAAGGCGAAGACGAGGAAUAUGCUCAUGAUCAGGAACACGAGCCUGCUCAAGAUGAUAUCCCAAUGAAUCCACACUCGUGGGAGAAUGUUCCUGCACCAACUCACGUCCCUCGCGACACCGCUCUCGAAAUAUCGAGUACCUCGUCCGGGGCCGGGAAGUCCCAGUUACUCUACUAUCUCGCAGCCACGGCGGUCUUGCCGUCUAUGUUCGCUGGACAGAGGCUAGGGGGGCACGAAUCUGCCAUUGUCUUUAUUGACACGGACGGUCGGUUCGAAGCCGACAGACUACGAACUAUCGCUCGCGGUAUCGUGAACGAUCGACUUCUACAGAACCUCGGACCCGAGCCACAAAGUAUACCAUCUGCACCAUCUGCACUAUCUACCCCAGACCUCGAAUCCAUGCUAUCCUCAUCCCUCCAACACGUCCACGUCUUCCGUCCUGAGUCCUCAGCUGCCCUCCUUGCCACCCUCCACAAUCUCGAGACCUACCUCUACGACCUCCCCCGCCACUUCUCCUCGUCUCGCCCCCUCCACGCCAUCUUCAUCGACAGCGCGGGCGCCUUCUUCUGGCAAGAUAAACUGCACGACGAGGUCGCUCGCACCGAGGAGAUCGGUCUUCCGCAUGCCGAUAUCGAGCGUGAUCGUGCCCUCAUGCAAAGCUUCUAUCUUGCUGAUCUCUAUGCCGAGCUGGUUGCUCGGUUGAAGCUCCUGCAGAGGCUGUUUAGCUGUUCUGUCGUUUAUACGAGUACUGCUUGGAGCAGACGGUCUGUGUCAAGUACGGGUACAGGUGCUGGUGCCGGUGGAAGUGCAAGUACAGGCGAGCGGUAUGGGGCCUAUCGUCCCUCCGGGCCGUUCGAGUUGUAUAAUCCUUUGGAAGAGAUGGGGUCUGGGCCUCCGGGCCCGGCGUUUCGGUCACCGCUUCCGCCGCCUUGGGGCGUCUUUCCGGAUCUGAGGCUCGUGGUGCAGAGGGAUCGCGUGAGGGCGUUUCCGCACUCGUUGACGGCGGUGGCGGCGCAAGGGGAACAGGCGGCAUUGAGGAGGGAGGUUGUCCUGCAGGGGCGGUUUCUGGUCUGGGUCAAUGGUUGGGGGAGAGAGGAUUGGCCGAGGAGAGUGCGUGAGGGUCUGGAGAGGAGGAAUGGUGGGAUGUUUGGAUUUCGGGUUACGAGGGAUGGGGUGUGGCUUACUUGA
Aspergillus affinis is the source of this 1431-nucleotide messenger RNA. Its product is annotated as putative Rad51 family DNA repair protein. Gene Ontology annotation, biological process: DNA strand invasion; double-strand break repair via homologous recombination. Gene Ontology annotation, molecular function: four-way junction DNA binding. Gene Ontology annotation, cellular component: Rad51B-Rad51C-Rad51D-XRCC2 complex; centrosome; replication fork. Bases 1 to 1431 code for a protein of 476 amino acids. The record is from RefSeq and is a predicted model, not a curated record. The transcript is spliced from 2 exons. Lineage: Eukaryota; Fungi; Ascomycota; Eurotiomycetes; Eurotiales; Aspergillaceae.